AACAACAGAUGCCGGGAUGCUGCCUCUCACUCUCAGGCGUGAGAGAGAGAGAGAGCAUCAUGCUGCCUGCUAGCAAAACCGUCCACGUUUUUUCCGUCAUUCCCCGCCUCUCAUACCUCUUGCGAGAGAAACUUCCUGAUGUAGAAGUAGUGGAAGUUAAGCUGAUUGGAAAUAUUGAUGGGAAAUAUCCCAAAAAAGUUUUGCAAGAGGAAGUGGCUGCUCUUCAGGAGGCAGAGAUACUCUUAGUAGACAACAGUCUUCUUGUCCAGGUAGUCCUUAAAUCAAGUGGAUAUAACAUCAAAAGUGUAUUACAGAUCUUUGCUUGCAGAAAUUUAUUGAAGAAUUCUAGGAGGUGGGGGUUACCUGAACUGCCACCUGAUGGCAGUCAGGGGCAUCACAGUUACCACAGUGUAAACACCCUAAUCUACCUGAACCCUAAUCUUAAACACCCUAAUCUUGCCUGUUACCUGAAGCCAAGGCCUACAUUCCCAAUUACUCGUAUGGCUAGUGAAAGCUUCAGUCAGCUCAUGGCAGAAUAUGCUGUUGGGUGGAUCAUUAGCCAUGAACGUGGUUUGUUGGAUUGUAGGAUGUACCAGCUGAAAAGUGAAUGGGGACAUAAAGGCAAUAUUGUCAAUUACCGCAGCCUGCGGGAAUUGGCAGUAGGUGUUUUAGGCAUGGGAAUAAUUGGUAAAGAGGUGGCCAGGUCCUUAAAAUCUUUCAAUACUACAGUGCAUGCCUACACCCGCACCGCACCCACUGUGGAGAACAAGUCCAAUAAUGUGGAUAAAUAUUGGCACACUGGGGAGUUGUUGUCAUUUUUGCAACAGUGUGAUUAUAUGAUUAAUAUCAUGCCAUCUACUCCAGAAACAAGAGGAAUGCUUGGAAACGACACCCUGAAAGAUGCAAAGAAGGAUGCAGUAUUCAUCAACAUUGGCAGAGGGGAUGUCAUCAAUGAGGCCGACAUCAUCAAAGCUCUUGAUUAUGGAUGGAUAUCAGCUGCAAUACUCGAUGUAUUUGUUCAGGAACCAUUGUCGCCAGAAAGUCUUCUUUGGAAGCACCCAAAGGUGAUGAUAACACCACAUUCAUCAGGGAUUAGCCGUGCUGUGGAUGUUGCCGAGGCCUUUGUUGCCAACUUCAGACGAUAUACUCAGGGUUUCCCUAUUCAGAAUACAUUAGAUUUCGACAGAGGAUAUUAAAUGAAUGUUAAAGACACUUAA
Messenger RNA from Procambarus clarkii (red swamp crayfish), 1217 nucleotides. Lineage: Eukaryota; Metazoa; Arthropoda; Malacostraca; Decapoda; Cambaridae. The record is from RefSeq and is a predicted model, not a curated record.